Durusdinium trenchii is the source of this 444-nucleotide messenger RNA. The record is from the annotation of a GenBank genome assembly. NCBI's taxonomy places the organism in Eukaryota, Dinophyceae, Suessiales, Symbiodiniaceae.
AUGGAACUCCUGGGUGACUUCUUCCUAUACGUUGGCCAUCGUAUUCUACAUGAAUAUUUGUGGGACUACCACAAGUACCACCACUUGAUUGACACACCAACGGCCGUGAGCACCGCAUGCAUUGAUGGAUUAGAUGCCACAGUGCAAGCUGGUAUCCCGACUAUGGGAGCUGCGGUGCUGAUGCAGCCACACCCUCUGACCUUCUGUGCAUAUGCAUAUGCUCGUGUGGCGGAGAAUGUGUUGAACCAUUGUGGUAUGGAGCAUUGGCUUCUGAACUUGGUCUUUUUGAAGUUCCUCCCAGGCCGCGCAGGGGUCGCCAAUCACGAUGCGCAUCACAGGUACUCGAACUAUGCAAAGAAUGCGAAGAACUUCGGUGAGAAUUUCUGGUUGUGGGACUGGGCCUUUGGAACUUUGGGCCACGUGGGUUCCACGAAGAAGUUCUGA